GGGGGCGCCCCCUGGCGGCGCAGGGACCGCCCCCAGCCUCGCGCCGCCGCCGCCCGCCUCAGCCCAACAUGGCGAUGCACAACAAGGCGGCGCCGCCGCAGAUCCCCGACACCCGGCGGGAGCUGGCGGAGCUCGUGAAGCGGAAGCAGGAGCUGGCGGAGACACUGGCAAACUUGGAGCGACAGAUCUAUGCUUUUGAGGGAAGCUACCUGGAAGACACUCAGAUGUAUGGCAAUAUUAUUCGUGGCUGGGAUCGGUAUCUGACCAAUCAAAAAAACUCCAAUAGCAAAAAUGAUCGAAGGAACCGGAAGUUUAAGGAAGCUGAGCGGCUCUUCAGUAAAUCCUCAGUUACCUCAGCAGCUGCAGUAAGUGCAUUGGCAGGAGUUCAGGACCCGCUCAUUGAAAAGAGGGAGCCAGGAAGUGGGACAGAAAGUGACACUUCUCCAGACUUCCACAAUCAGGAAAACGAGCCUAGCCAGGAGGACCCAGAGGAUCUGGAUGGAUCUGUGCAGGGAGUGAAACCUCAGAAGGCUGCUUCCUCUACUUCCUCAGGGAGUCACCACAGCAGCCAUAAAAAGCGAAAGAAUAAAAACCGGCACAGCCCGUCUGGCAUGUUUGAUUAUGACUUUGAGAUUGAUCUGAAGUUAAACAAAAAACCACGAGCUGACUAUUAGAAGACACAUUAGCGCAGAAGCUUCCAGGCUGUAGAACCCUGCUUCCCUUCUCUGACCUCACAAAGAUAAACAUCCUUCACCUGAGUUCGUGGCCAUCCAUCUCUGCUCUCCUAGACCCAGUGCCUGUGACUUUGAGUAGUUUGUUUUAAACGUGGUGACAAACAAGUCAUUUCUGUAAGACGUUGGAUCUUUUACUUCAUGUCAUUUUUAGUAACAGAACUGCAGGAAGAUCAAGACAUGGUUGUAAUUCCAACAAGUUGCUAACUGUGCAUUUCUCCCUUCUUAGAAUGAAUGUCUCCCCCCAGAAUGGCUGGCACCAUCCUUAUCUGUGAUACCCAUCAAGAAAUGUUCUCUGGUUUUAUUUUAUGCUGAAAGUAGAACACAAAUCACAUUUCAGAUGGAGGCUGUAAAUAUCUGGCAUUUUCUUAUAUUGUUUUAUGUUUUCUUACUUUUCUCUUGUUUUUGUCAUCUUAUUUUCUUUGGGGUCUUUGUGUGAUGCCUUUGUACGGCUCAUACCUUCCUGCUGACAUAUCUGAUCAUCUCUUUCAUACAGUUGCCAGUAUUCAUAACUGAAAAGAAUCUGGUUUAUCAUAAGUAAAAUGGGAAACUUGGCGCUCUGUUUUUGCAAGGGAGGUCAAGAGUGUUUAUUUAGUAAUUACCUAUCUUAGAUCUGAGUUGGAAGCAGAUUCAUGUUCAAGGCACAGGAAAAAUGGAAAAACAUAAGUUUAAAUCCAUUCUUUUUAAAUAGCUAUUUUUAUUCUUUUGUAUAAAUAAAAUUCCACAGGCUUCAAAUUCUCAUGCUUUACUUUUAAACCCGAGAUUGUUUUUUUCACUUAUUUUGUUUGUUCAUAUCAUGCCUUAUAGAAAUUUCCUUUUCUAUAUUUUCUCUCUUUGCUGAUAUUCACCUGAUUAACUAUUGCUAAAAAUCACCAUGGUUGGCAUAUGGAAAGUCUCAAAAUUAUACCAAAAGUGAUAACUUACGAAGUUCUUCAGUGGAGUGAAAGGAGAGCGUCCGUGAGAGCCAUCGUUGGCAGCAGCGUUCCCUUUUGUUGGAGGGCUUGAUGGGACGAGGAACUUAAUUGUCACCUGCCUGUAGCGCUGUGGUGAUCUACCUUGGCUGCACGUUAAUCACCUGAACAGCUUUAAACUACUCGUGCUUGGAUUUCACCCCCAGAGACUGGGGCAUAGGCUAAUUACUGGGAUUUUCUUUAGAAAAGUUUUUGGGAUUCUGAUAAGAAGCCAAGUUGAGAACCACUAUAUGAGAACACUGAAUGGUUUAAUUUAAAUCCUAUGUUAUGAAUUGGUCUAAGGGAUAAGAUUUGGGGCCUACCCUUUCCUUUGACUCUAGUCAGUCAUAGUCCUUGACUUUUGCCUAUAUCUUUGUAAGAAACAGUAUGUUUCAUUUGUGAUAAUACUGGUAGAGCUGAAUAUGGAUGGCAUCUCCUGUAAAACAAGCCUGCCUUGUCAGAUGUGCGAAAGCCUUCACUCUUGUUCUCAAAUAAACUUUUGUGGGUU
This is a messenger RNA of Saimiri boliviensis boliviensis (Bolivian squirrel monkey), 2189 nucleotides long. It is a transcript of the gene MEAF6, whose product is annotated as MYST/Esa1 associated factor 6. The record is from RefSeq and is a predicted model, not a curated record. Lineage: Eukaryota; Metazoa; Chordata; Mammalia; Primates; Cebidae. Gene Ontology annotation, cellular component: histone acetyltransferase complex.